GCUGAGAAGAACAGGAAGACGGAUUACGGGUACAGGGGACGAAGAGAGGACGGUCGAACGCUGAGAUUCAGUUGAGGGAGAUGGCGGCGAACUCUAUGCAAAGGAUAACGACUCAUGCUCGUGCGAUUCGCACGACGCUAUGCCCUCUCUCGAGACCAUUUUCUUCAGAUGCAUUGGUUGAGGUCAAGCCUGGGGAGAUCGGCAUGGUCUCUGGGAUUCCUGAAGAACACCUUCGUCGGAGGGUUGUAAUUUACUCACCUGCUCGAACUGCUACGCAACAAGGAUCUGGAAAAGUGGGAAGGUGGAAGAUCAAUUUCCUAUCAACACAGAAGUGGGAGAAUCCAUUGAUGGGUUGGACGUCCACUGGGGACCCCUAUGCCAACGUUGGUGAUGCUGGACUCAGUUUUGACAGUGAAGAAGCAGCUAAGUCAUUUGCUGAGAGACAUGGUUGGCAAUAUGUGGUUAAGAGGCACCAGACACCGUUGUUGAGGGUGAAGUCUUAUGCAGAUAACUUCAAGUGGAAGGGGCAUCCUAAAACCGAGGAAGAUUAAUUUGACUAUUUCACCUGGUCUUUGUUGCUGGGUUCUAUCAUAAGACUGGUUUCAAUGCCCAUGCCAAGGGUUUCUUAUUGCACAAUUUCUUCUACAACUUAUGUGAUAUCCUGAUUAUAAUAAAUGGGACCAAAUAGGUGCAAUUUUUUUUAAUUUUAUUUUUGCCUUUUUUUUUCCGUCCUCACAUAAUGCGCUUGUCUUGCAAGAUGUAACUGAAUGGUUGCUUGCUUUGACACAUUUUUCAUCUCUUAUCCUUGUGUUGCUACUAUUAAUAAUUUUACUCUAGAUAAAAAUAACGCCAACAGCAAAUU
Messenger RNA from Rubroshorea leprosula, 862 nucleotides. Lineage: Eukaryota; Viridiplantae; Streptophyta; Magnoliopsida; Malvales; Dipterocarpaceae. The record is from the annotation of a GenBank genome assembly.